Durusdinium trenchii is the source of this 1962-nucleotide messenger RNA. Lineage: Eukaryota; Dinophyceae; Suessiales; Symbiodiniaceae. The record is from the annotation of a GenBank genome assembly.
AUGGCGCCGAAGAAGCGGAAGCUGCCAAGCACCCGAGCCAGGACCCAGCGCGUGGUCGAGCGGGACGUGCUCACCGAGCGCGUGCCAGACUUCGUUAGGUCUUCCAGGGACGCGGCAGAAUGUCUUUGUGGCGCUUGCUUGCUGCCCAUCGAGGAGGAGAAGGUUGGAGCGAUCGACAACUGCACACAUCUUUUCCACUACGAGUGUGUCGAGAAGUGGUCGCAGACAGAGAACAGCUGUCCACAAUGCAAAGUGCGUUUCUUCUGGAUGGCAGGUUAUGGGGCGGAUCAGAGACUUUCCCUGAGCAAGGUGGAAAGCAAAGAUCAGGAAGAGCAGGAGGAGGAGGAGUUCGAAGAGAUUUCCAUUUGUGAGCGAUGCAAGGAGGCAGGAGACGAAGCAAAGCUUUUGCUUUGCGAUGGGAUGCACGGCACGUGCAAUGCCACCUUCCAUUACACCUGCGUAGGGCUCUCUGCAGUGCCUCGAGGCUCCUGGUUUUGCCCAGACUGCCUGGAGCGCGGCUUCGACGUGGACGCAAGAGGCCACCGCGGCGGUGGCCGCGGCGUGCGCAGCGACGUGGCCGCGGUGACUUCCGUGCCGCGGGCGGAGACGGCGGUGGAGCCCAAUUCUCUCAGCAAGCGAAAGCGCCGGCGCGUGUGGUGGCGUGCUUGGACCACAGCCACCACACCCGGGCGGCCGAUGUCGGGGCUGCACCGCUUGGGCGUGGACGUGAACCCCUUUGGCUCCAAGUACCAGGAGCGCUUCGGCGGCCACGCGGCAGGGCAAGGCCAGAGGACCUAUACGAAGCCCUCCUACACGCUCUUCGUCACGGGCAUCCCCGAUGCCGAGUCCUCGGACAGCGUCCAGUCCGUCUUCGAGUACGACGACGGCUUCUUGCAGUGCCGGCCGGUGGGCCACAAGUCUCGGAGGAUGGUCUUCGUGGACUACGAUACGAUUGAGCACGCCACGAAGGCCCUCCGAGCGCAUCAGGGCUGGAAAUGGGAGCCGGUCGACGAAGGGCUGAAGAUUGACUAUGACCAGGAUGCGCGCCGGAAGCGGAACUGCGCUUUGGACCUGGGGCUUUACGAGAAGUUCUGGGCCAUCGGCGAGCGGAAGCCACCCCAGGAGAGCGAGAAGGAGAUGUUCGCUCGCUUGAAGGCGGAAGCAGACCUUCCAAAGACCGAGUCCAAGAUUUCAAAGGCACAUGGCCAGGCGAGCAAAGGUCGGGGCACUGGCAGUUUGGGUGCCAAGAUCCAAAUCAAGAACAAGGAGCCCAAGGAGACGGAGACGUCGGCGGCUGCACCGGGUGCGGCGACGGAGCCGGCGGCACCGAGUCUUCUUGUGAACUACAGCUCCGACAGCGAGGAGGAAGCUCCUGAGACUGCCACGAAGCGUCCGCGAGCGGAGUGAGGACGGACGAGGCGGAGUGAGGACGGCAGUAUCUGGAAGUCGGCUGGAAGAACGUGGAAGAGUUUGAUGAAGAACCCCUGCAUGGGAUUGGACUCAAAGCUUUUGAUCAAGCUGAGAUCGCCAAAGAUGACGUUGUUUUCGUUCAGCCCUGUCAGUGAGGGGUUGGCCUGUCCAAAAGGUGAAGUCGGCAAAGCCAGCACCUCUUGAGAAACCUCUUCUCUGCGGCAGUUCAUAGCGACGAUCGACUGCCGAACGACUUGAAACGAUGCAUGACGUCUCGAACGUUGCGACGGCCGGCUGGAGCUAAUUUGGACAUCUUUGGAACAUGGCGAUCGUUUCGGUCCGGACAUGGAGGACCUGUGACCUGUGUCCGCCUGCCAAAAGGGAGUGAUUCUGCAAUGAUAUCAUGCAUGCCUCCGAAAAACCAUCAACCACGAACAGACAGUUACUGCAUGUUACUGCAGUUUAAUACAUGUUCAAAACAUGUUAACUUGAUGUGAAACUCGGUCUACGCAUCUUUUCCCCCAGGAGUUUUACAUUUGGCCCUCAGCUUUU